Pyricularia grisea is the source of this 3479-nucleotide messenger RNA. RefSeq lists its product as uncharacterized. Gene Ontology annotation, biological process: negative regulation of RNA catabolic process; regulatory ncRNA-mediated post-transcriptional gene silencing. Gene Ontology annotation, cellular component: catalytic step 2 spliceosome. Bases 1 to 3393 code for a protein of 1130 amino acids. Lineage: Eukaryota; Fungi; Ascomycota; Sordariomycetes; Magnaporthales; Pyriculariaceae. The record is from RefSeq and is a predicted model, not a curated record. Gene Ontology annotation, molecular function: protein binding. The transcript is spliced from 2 exons.
AUGUCUGGAGAGAAUCAUGGCAAACCCUCCGCCGUGCCGUCGUUUGCUUCCUUCAAGAAGCCGGAGCCGUCGAAAAAGUCAUCAGAAUCAGAAAAAGACAAACCAGCAACAGAAUCUGUCAGGGACCGUGAGGGAUCUGAUGAUCUUGGGAGGAGGUCCUCCAGACCCAAGAGACAUCACCAUGACCGGGAGCGCCAGUCCAGCUCCAGGCAUAGAAAGCCUUCAGAGUCGGUCGCUCUACGGCAUCGUGAGCACGCCAAGGACAGUCUCGGAAGUCCGCUGAAGCCUGCUGAUGAGGUCUUGUCCAGUCGCAACUCUGUCCCUGCGUUUGCCACUGAGAAACAGUCUAAUUAUUCCGACCAACUGUACGCCAUUGACAGACGAGGCGAUCCAUUGAUUCUGAGAUAUGGAUCAAAUGACCGCUCCAAGGUCCCUGUUUACCGCAGAGGAGGUCGUGGUCGUGUCCUCGGUCAGGCCGUGGGAUUUCUCGAGACUGAUCGAGUAGGAGCCAAGGAGGUGUUUGUCAUCCGCUCUGCCCGGGAGCGUGGCUCCCUUUUUCGGGAGAAGAACAUCCCGCAACUCAAAUCUGGCAACGGACUGGAGAAGAACUUCAUACCAAGGUCCCAAAAUCGAUCAGAUGUGCCAGUGGCGUCCGAGGAGAUGGAAUUCUUGCCAAUUACAAAUCCAAACAAGAGGAAGCGCGGGCAAGACGAUGAAGAUGCCCAUGACGGACGUUUUGGCCCCAACGGUGGUCCUUUAAGGAUGGGUGGGCUGCAGCCGUCCGAACCGAGUGCUUUUGACAGUGAGACGACGUCUGAUGAAGAUCAGAUGCCUGAUAUCGAUGAUGAUGGUGAUGAUAAUGACGACCAGACGGAGGGGCAGGAGGAGCUGCAGGACACCAAGAAACGCCUCAUUGAGCUAUCACGGCGGGUCAAGGAGCACCCAGAAGAUGUCGACGCAUGGCUUGCUCUCAUUAAACUUCAGGAAACGAGACUACAUUUUGACGCGAACGAGGCCGAAAACGAAUCAUUCUCCAGGGGUGUGGCAGAAGUUAAGUUGUCCAUGUUUGAGUCUGCUUUGAAGCAUUCACGGUCUGAAGUAGAUCGUGAGCGACUUCUCCUCGGACUCAUGAGAGAAGGCAGGCACAUUUGGGCCCCCAAAGUGCUGACCAAGCGCUGGGAAUCAAUUUACAAGGAGCACCCACGCAGUUUUCUGCUGUGGAGGGCAUACCUUGACCAUCUGAUGACCGAUGUUGCCUCUUUUGGAUUUGAUGAGAUCAGGGGAUUCUUUCAAAGACGACUGGAUUUUCUCAGAGCUGAAAUGUAUCUUGCGACAUCCAAAGAAUCCGCCACCCAGGAGGUAAUAAACCUAUGUGAGCAAUCAUUAUACGUGUUUCUGCGAGUAACCCGGUACCUGCGAGACAGCGGAUUCUUUGAGACGGCUGUCGCGUUAUGGCAGGCAAUAUUGGAACUCACUUUCUGCCGUCCAAGCGAGCUUGUCGACUCUUCAGCAGAAGCAUGUCUACUGGCUUUUCGGGAUUUCUGGGAGAGCGAGGUCCCCCGCUUUGGGGAGCAAGACCAUCAAGGUUGGAAUGCGUUUGCCAGCAGCGAUCAGGACGUGCCGGAUCCUCGGAGAUCAGCCCCUCCAGAUCCUCCCAAAUCUAGAGAUGUGUACAAGGCGUGGGCUUCCUCUGAACGCCAAAGAUGCCUCGGCAGCGGCAUGCCUGCCCGUGCGGUAGAUCAAGAUGCCGUUGAAGACCCCCUCAGAGUGGUCAUGUAUUCGGAUAUCGAGAGCUUUCUCUUUGUGAUACCCUCUUCAAUAGUUCCACACGUCAGAGUGCAAAUUGCUGAGGCGCUGUCUCAAUUUUGCCACCUGCCCUCCACCUCUGAUCUUCACGGUCUUAUGCAAGCCGCCAGGGACGACCAAUUCAUCUGUGGGUCGCAUGCGCACCUCCAUGCUGCAGUUGAUCUCAAAGCGAGCGAGCAGACAAGCGUAACACUUAUCGAAGACCACGGGCCCAAGAAAAGUCCUCAGCUCCUUCAUGAUGAAGCUCAUAUGGCAUUUUCUACAGAUUUGUUGAUAGCGGGCUCAGAUUGGUUCUCUUAUGGAAUAACGACGAUAGCCCCAGAAAUCCCAAGAGAUUUCCAGGAUUGGAUAUCCACCUCUAUCCAGGAGCUUGCUAUUAAGCACAAAGUUGAAGAACUCGGAGAGCUCCAUCUCUAUUUGCAAUGGUCCCAUAAACCCCAAAACGCAAAGAAGACAGCAAAGGGCUUGCUCAAACUAUACCCCACGAACACCGAGCUCUACAAGGCAUAUGCAUGUUCUGAAUAUUGCAAUGGCAAUCUUGAGCUAGCAAAAAGCGUGCUGCUAUCAGCUGCCAGUCAAAAACUAAGCGCCAUCCCAGGCAAGACGCAGUCGUUAUGGAACACCCUGGUGUGGAUGGAAUUGCAAAAGACCAAUCUCCAGAAUGCCGCAGCAACCUUGUGCUCGUCGGCAGGAGACAAACCCGGUACAGCCAUACCUACUGACGAUCUGCUCCAGCCAACGCCAACGCAGAUUCUCAAGGCACGCCAGAGUUUCCAGACCGGAAGAGACUACCAACUAUCGUCGGGCGACGUGGCCGGGGCCGUCGCGUUUGCUGAGUCGUCAGUCAUGCUAGCAUAUCUGACGACGAAGGACGGUGAGGAAACAUACUCGGAGAAACAAGGCAAUUUGUCAUCUGCAGUUGCAAGUGUGAUGUCCUUCUCGGAUGAGCUCUGCGCUCGAAGUGAUGUGUCACAUUCCUCAAGCCAUGAAAGAUUCCUACAAUUCGCGUCGAAGCUUCUAUACUUUCACGCUAGAAAUGGAUCUUUCCGACCUGCAUCCCUACGGGAGACCUUUUCGCACUUUGUAAGGUUAUUUCCGCGGAACACCAUGUUCCUAUCCCUCUUUGCCUGGGCCGAGUCGAGCCUCCGCCUGGACGAUCCCGUGCGCAGGCUGCUGCAGAGAAGCAUCCUAAUCGAGCCAACCGACACAAUAUCGGCCCGCAUCUUUGCCAUCCGCCACGAAAUUCGCGUCGGAAAUGCCUACUCUGUGCGGGCGGCGUUUGAGCAGGCCCUGGCGGCCGACAGGUUCGCCGGCGACCCGCACUUGUGGAUAGCCUAUGUGCGGUUCUGCUGCAGCAAAAGGGAGCUGCGGGGCAAGGCCAAAGACGUCUUUUACCGAGCCAUGGCCGCCUGUCCCUGGUCCAAAGAGGUACUCAUGGAAGGCUUCGGUGGCGGUCUGAUUCGCGACAUGGCUUCCGACGAACUGCGAGCGCUGUACACGACCAUGUCGGCUAGGGGUUUGAGGAUCCAUGUUGACAUGGAGGAGUUUGUCGAGGAGUGGCGGAGACAGAAGAAUAGUGGUAAAUAGUGAGAGUAAUAUGAGCGUUAUAGUGGAUGAAGAAUAUGACCAAUAAUUGGCGGGAAACAUCUGAGCAGUUACAAGAUUUGCUGCGU